GUUACUGUUUACUUACAUGUUUCCUUAUGUUUCCUUAAAAAUUAUUUACCGCAAUGCAGCGAUUUGUAAUUGAUCUCUGAUUCCAUCUCGAUAUUCAUAGAUUUUCACGACUCUUGGCAAACUUGCUCAGAACAUAUAUUCUGUAAGAUUUUCACGCAUAAAAUGGUGUUUAGAAAAGUAGGUGUUCUUGGUGCUACAGGAACUGUUGGUCAAAGAUUUUUGACUCUUCUUGCUGACCAUCCCAACUUUGAAAUUGCCGCCCUUGGUGCUUCCGCCCGUUCUGCCGGGAAGGCCUAUAAGGAGGCAACUAAGUGGAAGCAAUCUGCCCCCAUGCCCAAAAAGGUUGCCGACAUGAUUGUCAAGCCUUGUGAUGCCAAGGAAUUUACUCAUUGCGACAUUGUCUUUAGCGGUUUGGAUUCUGAUUACGCCGGUGAAAUUGAGAAGAAUUUCCGUGAUGCAAACAUUGCUGUUCUUUCCAAUGCCAAGAAUUACCGUAGAACUCCAAAUGUUCCUUUGGUUGUUCCUACUGUCAACACUGAUCAUCUGGAUGUGUUGAAUUCUCAGCGCAAGGAAAGUAACUUAGAUCGUGGUUGCAUUGUUACCAACUCAAAUUGCUCUACUGCUGCUGUCGUCGUGCCUCUUAAGGCCCUUCAAGAUGCCUUCGGCCCUAUCGACAAGGUAUCAGUUGUUAGUAUGCAAGCAAUUUCUGGUGCUGGAUACCCUGGUGUUUCUAGUUUGGAUAUGUUGGACAAUGUUGUUCCUUAUAUCAGUGGUGAGGAAGACAAGAUUGAAUGGGAAACUCGCAAGAUUUUGGGUAGCGUAAAUGAAAACGCAUCUUCCUUUGAGUUAAAUAAUACUGUUGUUUCUGCUCAAUGCAACCGUGUGCCUGUUAUUGACGGUCACUUGAUGUGCAUUUCUGUCAAAUUCGCAAAGGCCAAUCCUUCCGUUUCUGAAGUUCAUAAGGCUCUUGUUAAUUAUGUAUGUGAAGCUCAAAAGCUUGAAUGCCAUAGCGCUCCCAAACAAGCAAUUGUUGUCUUUGAUGAAUCCUGCCCCGACCGUCCUCAACCCCGUUUAGACCGUGAAAACCAGAAUGGAUACGCUGUUUCUGUUGGUCGCAUUCGCUCCGAUUCUAUUUUUGACGUCAAAUUUGUCUCUCUUGUUCAUAACACUGUUUUGGGUGCUGCUGGUGCCGGUAUCUUAAAUGCUGAAGUUGCCGUCAAGAAGGGUCUCUUAUAAUCUGCUUUACUUUCUUUUCCUUAUAUUUUAAAAGUAUGCAUUCUCUUAUAUAAUAGUUUAGUCCUUUUGCUUCCUUAGUAAAAAGGUUGGGGUUUUUUCACUGCUAGACUUUGAUUCCCGUCUUGUUCUUUUGGUUAUAGAAAAAAUAAUAGCGUUGAAUGAAACAUGUAGGUAAAUAUUGGUUAGCAAUGAAAAACUACUGUCAGUGUAGUUUUAACAAGAAAGUAA
Molecule: messenger RNA, 1464 nt
Organism: Schizosaccharomyces octosporus yFS286
Lineage: Eukaryota; Fungi; Ascomycota; Schizosaccharomycetes; Schizosaccharomycetales; Schizosaccharomycetaceae
Product: aspartate semialdehyde dehydrogenase
Exons: 2
Coding region: 163-1236 (357 amino acids)
Biological process (GO): L-threonine biosynthetic process
Molecular function (GO): protein dimerization activity; NAD binding; NADP binding
Source: RefSeq, a predicted model, not a curated record